AGGCGGGUUGGGCGAUACCAUCUUAAGCAAGGGGUGGAGGGCGAUACCACUUUUAAGUACUGGGGGUGGCAACGAGUUGAGAAGGAAAGCGUGGCGGGGCUUGCCGUAAGAAUUGGGCUGUACUGGGCAGUCGUCCGUGUCUGCCAUGAGCGGCCCAGUGCGGACUGAGCCUCUGCUCGGUGAGACACCUCUGCUGGCGACCAGCGACUCCUACUCGGUGAUGGUUCUGCAGCGCGGCUUCGCGGAGCCGCACGGGGCGGGCGACGCGGUCCGUGCUGAUGGCACUGUGACCCUCGUCCUGCCCCGGGCCUGGACUUCGGGUUCCAGUCGCUCAAUGGCCCCGUCCGCAGACGGCGGCACGAAGACUGCCCUGGAGGAGGCGGUGCGUGGCCCCAUCCUCGUGGACACCGGGGGCCCCUGGGCUCGGGAGGCGCUGCUGGAAGCCCUCGCUAGGCAGGGCGUGGCCCCCGGAGACGUGACUCUGGUGGUGGGGACCCACGGGCACUCAGAUCAUAUCGGGAACCUAGGGCUGUUUCUCCGGGCGGCUCUGUUAGUGUCCCAUGACUUCUGCCUUCCCGGGGGCCUCUAUCUGCCUCAUGGGCUGUGUGAAAUGCAGCCCUUGAUACUAGGCUCCGGAUUGCAGGUGUGGGCCACGCCGGGCCACGGAGGACAGCGUGAUGUGAGCGUCGUAGUGGAGGGCACCAGCCUGGGCACCGUGGUGGUGGCUGGCGAUGUGUUCGAGCGCCUUGGGGAUGAGGACUCCUGGCAGGCCCUGAGCGAAGACCCAGUAGCUCAGCAGCGGAGCCGGGAGAGGAUCCUGGGUGUGGCUGAUGUGGUGGUGCCUGGUCACGGAGCCCCCUUUCGGGUGGUCAGGGAAGCAGUGAAGAGAACGGAAGAUUUGGUAUGUGAAGACAAGGAAGCUACUUAACUGGACUCCCAUCAGGAAAGUUCUUCCAGCGAGGAACUGGAGUCCAGGAGACCGAAAGGACACAGUCAGAGCAAGUCCCAUCAAGAUUUCCCUUCCUUCACGCUCCGCCAGGCACAUCAUCUUCAUUUGGUCCCUCAGGAGCACUCAGGUGGGACAGACGAAGGACAGGAACAAUUCCACCUCGUUGCGGACAAUAAGCUUCUUUGGGUGGAUGUCGUCCGGUAGAGCCAAGCUGGAGGUCAUUUCCCAUGCAUCCACAAAGGCCACUUGGAGACCAUCAAAGGCAGCUCGGAGGAACCUGUUCACCUGGAUUGUGAGCCAGUCACUGCCAUACACGGAUUUGUAGCCAGUAUUGGCCAGUUUGAUAACCACCAGAGUACUGGGUUCCCUGUCCAGCAGGGCUUUCACAGCUUCCCGAAUCCCUGCCAGUCUUCGAGCAAAGAUGGAUGGGGGGAAGGUGGUGAAGUGGGCUCCCAUGCCGAGCACCACCACCGUGUAGGGACCCCCGGCCAGGCCAUGCAGAACUCUGGCCACAGAGUGCAAGGAGGCCACUGGAGUGCGGCGAGAGCGCAGCGGCCAGCUGUGGGCCCUCCAGUGCAACACUGUCCCCCGAGUUGUGUCCACAGCCAUCAGGGGCCCCGCCUGGUAUUGGACGUGUAGGUCAACCGGCUUCAGAGCUGUUGAGAGGAGGAGAAAGAAAAUAUUGACAUAGGGGAUCAGGAAGAAAAUAGAGGGGGAAGAAAAUAUUAACAUAGGGGAUCAGGAAGAUGCCUUGAGUAUAAACCCCUAAGAUUCAUAGGGUGGGAGGAGGGAAACAGCUCUUGUACAUUGUCCUAGGAUCUCCUCACACACAUGGUAGCAAGUGAUUUUUCAUAUAGACAUUAAAUAAAUAAAUAAAUCUAAUGAAAAUUUAA
Molecule: messenger RNA, 1842 nt
Organism: Arvicola amphibius (Eurasian water vole)
Lineage: Eukaryota; Metazoa; Chordata; Mammalia; Rodentia; Cricetidae
Gene: Mblac1
Product: metallo-beta-lactamase domain containing 1
Exons: 3
Coding region: 146-928 (260 amino acids)
Source: RefSeq, a predicted model, not a curated record